AUGCCAAGUGUUGUUCCAAUUGAAGGAAAUAAAAUGAAUGAACUUGAGAACCCUUCACCCUCUAAGAACAUCUAUAAUAAAAUCAAUUCACCAAGAAUACCAUCGAGCCCACAAACACCUAGAAGUGUUGAGAGGUUUCAUGAAAUUGUACAUGAUGCAAGACGUUCGCGUCGAACACGCUCAAGUCAAAGCUUUGGAUCUGAUAGUGAUUGGUCUUUAACUGAUUCAGAAUUUAGCCAUAUUAGUGGAGAACAAAUGAGGAAGUUGGAGAUAGUGAAAGAGGAAAUGGUGAAAAAGGUAGUCAGGGACUCUAGCAGUGAAACACCAUCAAUAUCAAGAGCUAAGGGAAAAAAUCCUCCUGCAAAACCUCCUGUUGAAAGGAAGAAUGGAAACAAUCCUUUGAGAAAACAAAGUACAACAGUUACUAAUCGUGCGGUAAAACCUAAGAUUGCUUCUAUUGGAAGAUCAAGGUCACAAAGUCGAGUCGACGAUUCUAAGGAAUCAACAUUUGAUAAUCCUGAGCUUGGACCAUUUUUACUAAAGAAAGCAAGGGAUUUGAUUUCGUUAGGAGAGAACCCGAGGAAAGCUCUCGAGUUAUCACUUCAAGCGACGAAAUUGUUUGAGAAAUCUGCGAAUGGGAAACCGAGUUUGGAUCUGGUUAUGUGUUUACAUGUUACUGCAGCAAUAUAUUGCAGUUUGGGUCAUUAUAAUGAGGCAAUUCCAAUUUUAGAGCGAUCAAUCGAAAUUCCUGCCGUUGAGGAAGGCAAGCAACAUGCUAUUGCGAAAUUCGCCAGUCACAUGCAACUUGGAGACACUUAUGCUAUGCUAGGCCAACUUGAGAAUUCAAUUAUGUGUUACAACAAUGGGUUGGAAGUACAAAGAAAGGUUUUGGGAGUAACUGAUCCAAGAGUUGGUGAAACUUGUAGAUACAUAGCAGAAGCUAAUUUUCAAGCAUUGCAAUUUGAUGAGGCUGAGAGGCUGUGUCAAAUUGCUCUUGAUAUUCAUAGAGAAAAUGGUUCACCCUCUUCUCUUGAAGAGGUGGCGGAUAGAAGAUUGAUAGGUCUUAUAUGUGAAACUAAUGGAAAUCAUGAAGCAGCAUUGGAGCACCUUGUUUUAGCAAGCAUGGCAAUGGUAUCAAAUGGCCAAGAAGUGGAAGUGGCGUCUGUUGAUUGCAGCAUUGGAGACACAUUCCUAUCAUUGGCUCGAUACGAUGAGGCCAUCUUGGCAUAUAAAAAGGCGUUAGCGGUUUUCAAGACUCACAAAGGAGGGAAUCAUCCUUCGGUUGGAUCGGUCUUAGUACGUUUGGCUGAGUUGUAUAAUAGGACAUGGAAGGUAAGGGAAUCAAAAUCAUAUUGUGAAAAUGCACUUAAAAUCUAUGAAAAUCCCAUGCCUGGUGUCCCUUCUGAGGAGAUUGCUAGUGGUUUUGUGAAUGUUGCAGCUAUUUAUGAGUCAAUGAAUGAGCUUGAACAAGCACUCGAGUUACUGCACAAGGCAUUAGAGAUACAUAAUGAUGCCCCUGGCCAACAGAACACAAUUGCAGGAAUUGAAGCUCAAAUGGGGGUCAUAUACUAUGUGUUGGGAAACCAGACUGAAUCUUACAAUGCUUUCAAGAAUGCCGUCUCAAAGCUUCGCGCCACAGGAGAGAAAAAAUCGGCUUUCUUUGGUUUUGUUCUUAAUCAAAUGGGUCUUUGUUGUGUGCAACUUAACGCCUUGAGUGAGGCUGUCAAAUUAUUCGAAGAAGCGAAGAUUGUUUUGGAACAAGAGUAUGGUCCUUGUCACCCUGAAACUCUUGGCGUAUAUAGCAAUCUUGCUGGCACAUAUGAUGCAAUUGGCAGGGUGGACGAUGCAAUUGAUAUUAUAGAGUACAUUGUAGUUGUGAGGGAGGAAAAACUUGGGACAGCACACUUUGAUGUUGUUGAUGAGAAGAGAAGGUUGGAUGAGUUGUUGAAGGAAACAGGCAGAGUUCGGAAGAGAAAAACCAAGUCACUUGAGAUUCUUCUUGAUGUUAAUGAGGACUAA
Molecule: messenger RNA, 2019 nt
Organism: Medicago truncatula (barrel medic)
Lineage: Eukaryota; Viridiplantae; Streptophyta; Magnoliopsida; Fabales; Fabaceae
Product: protein KINESIN LIGHT CHAIN-RELATED 3
Exons: 2
Coding region: 1-2019 (672 amino acids)
Molecular function (GO): protein binding
Source: RefSeq, a predicted model, not a curated record